AGAUAGUUAAGCAGUCAGGGUGGAGUAGGCAGACCACAGACAAGCUGAGGAUCAAGAGCUGCAUGUACUCUUUGUCUACUCCAGCACUUCUCAACCAUGAAGGAAGAACUGAGCCGAGGUCCGAGACUGAGCGGCCAGGAAGCUGGAAUCGCGGCCAUAGAAGCUGAAGUCCCGAUAGCGGUGCCUCAAGUUGUCAUGGCAACAGAAAAGACGAACAUGGUACAGAACGACACUCUCAAUCACAAUAACCACCAGCAGCCAGGGGGUCCGUCAUUGACCGUCAGGAUGAUUAUGCAGGGGAAGGAGGUGGGUAGCAUCAUAGGCAAGAAAGGUGACAAUAUAAAGAGGUUCAGAGAAGAGAGCGGUGCCAAAAUAAACAUAUCAGAUGGCUCGUGUCCCGAGAGGAUAGUGACAAUAACUGGCUCUGUAGAUAACAUUUACAAAGCGUUCACCAUGAUAUGUACUAAAUUUGAAGAGGACCUCCUGAAUACGCCAACUGUGCCUAAGCCUCCAGUCACACUUAGACUGGUGGUUCCUGCAAGUCAGUGUGGCUCACUUAUAGGGAAAGGGGGGUCCAAGAUAAAAGAAAUCAGGGAGGGUACGGGUGCUUCAAUACAGGUAGCUAGUGAAAUGUUGCCCAACUCAACAGAGCGAGCUGUCACAGUGUCAGGCACAGCAGAUGCCAUAACACAGUGUGUUAAAACAAUUUGUAGCAUUAUGUUAGAGUCCCCCCCUAAAGGAGCAACUAUACCCUACCGUCCAAAGCCUGCCAUGCAGCCAGUUGUUUUUGCUGGGGGACAGGCUUACACAGUACAGGGCCAGAUUGCCUUACCAAGUCCUGAGGUUGUACAGACAGGCAUUCCAGACUUGUACAGACCUAACCCUCUUCAGCUUAACAAAUUACAACAGAUCUCGAUUGGCCAGUCUGUUCCUAUGAUGCCGUCUAUGUCACAAACAUUAUUGCCAGGCAUGCCAUCAGGUCUCUCAACGCUCAGUUUCCCCAGGCCCGCAGCCACAGCCCCAGCAUUAACCAAUGGUACACAAACGCAUGAAAUGAAUAUUCCCAAUGACUUGAUCGGUUGUAUAAUUGGCAGGGGAGGUCAAAAGAUUAACGAAAUCAGGCAAUUAUCCGGUGCUACAAUUAAGAUAGCAAACCCCGAAGAAGGCUCAGCUGAUAGAAAAGUAACGAUCACAGGAACUCCUGAAACAAUAGGUCUUGCCUCAUAUCUAAUUAACACAAGCAUGGAAAUGCAUAAGAAUUUGACCCUUGACCCGACCUCGACCCCAACAUCCUUCACCUCUGCUCAGUCCCAUCAUCCCUUGGCCAUUCCGUUGAAUCAACUGAUCAAGCCCAUGCCGCUGCUAGGACUUAACCAGGGCAUUUUUGACGUUGCGUCUAGUCAAAAAUCUUUUGCUGCCAAAAUAAGGGUUGGGGCAAGUGCUAAUAACUUGAAAGCGAAAACAGAGAGACCUAAAUUUUCACCGUACUGACACUGCCGAAUCCAGUGUUGACAGUCUUAUGGGCCUUUUUGUAACAAAUUACGUGUUGUGAAUCCAGAGACUGAAUAAAACUAAAAGAGAAGCUGACAUGUUGUACAUCCAGCUAUUGUGAAAAAUUUAAUAAGAGGACUAUGCUAGAUACUAUAUAUUUGGAGUGACAUUAUAGUGAUAAAAUUGUUUAUGAAAAUUUAAAUGAUUGUUGAUUUUUGUGGUCAAAAGAUUAAGAUGAUUUAUGAAGUUUAAAUUAAUUGUAUGCGUAUGAUCUUUCUAGUGAAUUAUAUUUUAAUAGUUUAAUUAUGGUGCCAGUCAACUAAAGCCAAAGAAAGUUGCAUUACUUAUGUCCCCUAAGUCUUGUAUUAUAAGCAAUAAGCUUGGUUUUUGUAGUUUAUUUCUGUGCUAGGGGCACGUUUACACUUAAUGUGGCAACUGCGGACUUAACAUCGUGAAGUAAGAUGGCAUCGUGCUAAGGUUGUGUACAUUCCCACAUCGGAGACAGGGUACAGGCUAGACCCUGGCCUCACAAGUCUCACCAACCAAUCAACGCACGAUCGAUCACGUACUCGGUACGACAGGGCAAACCUAUCAUCUUUUACGGGACAGUCACUUUACUGUUCAACCCCACUUAAUAACCCCACUUAAUAACUCCACUGAUAUGUUUACCAGUUUUAUUACUGGGCUAGCAGGACAGUCCAUCAAGAGAAAAAAAAAGUACAGUAUGUUAUGAUCCUAAAUUUUCCAGCGGAAUUCCCCAAAGUGGGAGUACUGUAUCAAAAAUACCCCCAGAUAAUUUUCAGUACUUCACGUUAACAGACAGAAAAGACUGUCUGAUAACCUAUAACAACUGAACACUAUUUUGUAACCUUUAUUUUUGGUCCAUUUAAAACACUCCGCAUGUACAACAAUAUUUUUGAGACUGAUCGGAAUAGCUUUCCGACGUCUAAUUUGGUUUCAUUCUCUCAGUACAAUGGAAAUUGUGUACUUAACAUGGUAUUAUAGCCUACGCAAUAUUUUACUACUGAAGUAUUUUGGGACUUGGGAUAUUUUUUUCUUUCUGUUGGCAUAUUUUGAAACUUGAGAGAAAGAGUUGAGGGUUUUUCUGUUUGUUUAGGUUGAUGCAAAGUCUCUUGUUACGGACCAGUGAAUGUAUUUUGUAGAUAGUAUUAUUGUGUAUAGAUGUUACCAUAUAGUUAGUUGUUGACACAUCUAUGUACGUCUGGAGUAUAUUCCUUAUACUAUUAUACCGUAUUGUUGUAAUUUGUAGUGAUGCGUGAAGUGUCAUAAUGGACGUUGAUUGAAAUCGUCUUGACGCUCUUUUCUGUUCUUCAUAAAGCUAUUGUCCGUUAUUUAUGGCAAUACUAAAGUCUACAAAUUUGCAAUACAUACAAUACACUGUUUAAAGAUAUAUAGAUAUAAAUAUAUAAAUAUAUUCAUAUAUAUUUUCGGGUUCUACCACAAGCUAGUUGUCAAGCUCAAGCCUCCGAGCUCAGUGCGGUUGUGCCCUAUAUCUGACUGCGUCAUUCAAUCUUAUAUGUGUGGGUUCGUGAUUGCGGUUUUUGUAACUCGCCUAACAUUUAACACACGGUCGUGGAUAUACUUACAAAGUUAGUGAACCUUUAAGCCUUCUCGUUUGGUAUAGUGAACACGAUUUGGUAGAGCUUACCAUAGGUUCUUGGAUGUAAUAUUUUGUAUUCCUUGUAGGAUAACAUCGGAGGUGUGUGGAGUGGGCUACGCUAGGUAGAGAUUGGGAGACAGCCCUAACAGCCAUCAUCCCCCUCAUGCCAUACUAUGCCCACACUAGCACAUUAGCACACUAUGAACACAUGGUUACACUGUGUCCACACAAGCACAAACGGCAAAAAAAAGGCAUAGGGCAUGCAUCUUCUCUUAGAAACGGUAUCAUGUUAACAAAAGUGCUGUGAAAAGGUUGUGAUAUUAGCCUGUGUCUUGUCACUUACUACAACACUGCAUUUGUCACUCGGCACCCUUCCAAAGGUAACCAGAGCGCCAUCAUAUCUCCACAUCGAUUGGUGAACAGGAUUCAUAAUUAAAAAAAUGAGAAUUAAAUCCAGAAUGUACCGGAAAGAACUAGGGUAUAAUGAAAGACCAGCGUAGCAACUGACCCGACGGAAGUGGCUGUGACAUGAUGGUGAGUGAUGUCAGAUUUUUCUGCAUACCUGCUUCAGCUUUCGGCAUAACGCUCAUUGGUGCGGGAAGGUUCAUUCAUAACGCUAAAGACGUCCCUGAAUAGAACCAUCCUUGCUUUUGAAUGUACCUAAUCAAAUAUAACCUUUGCUUUACGGGUCCAUCUGGCAGAAUAAAGUAUUUUUUCAAAUAGAAACUCUUUCUUUGUUACAAAAGUAUGGUACAGGAAAAUGUUUUCAGUCAAGAAUGUCGCAGCAUAUGUGUGUAAUUAUAUAGCGUAUGACAAGGAACCAUUCACCAUUCAAAAUCCUUUAUAAAUGUUACACGAAAAGUUUGCACUUGUGCACAUAGCUCCUAGGUCUAAACCCAAGUGCAUCAUCGCACUUUAAACACAGGCAGGCUCUAAUCAGCCACAAACGCGUAUGAAGUUGCGUCUGUAUUUUUGUGAGUUAUACCCAAUUGUUAUUGAAGUUUUUUGAAUCGGUUACGUCUCUGAUGUUAUAUACCAUCGCGACAUAACUACCGUUAAGGUUUAAUGAUGUUCCCUCAGCAGUUAAAAGUCCCCUUGUGCUAUGUCACAUUGACUUAGGUUAAGCUUACAACCUGUAGACUGUUUUUGUUCUAGAUAUUUGUGCUCGACUCUGGUUAGUUGACUUUAACCUACAGAUUGAAGUGUGAUCGGAUUGUUGUGCCUAAAAUUGUUUUUUCCCAAUUUACUUGAGUUUACUGCGUGAUUAUGGUGGUGAUGUACUUUAUUUUCUUCGUGUUCUAGAAUUGUUUACGCUGGCCUUUUCACGUGUGUACAGAAAAUACACAUUCAUUUUAUUAAUGCAUUCAAUUCAUGAGGUCAUAAUUUAUACGCUAUAUAAGAGUUAUUGUCUAUUGUGUAUUGUGUGUGUUUAGAAGCAGCCAUUGAAUGGGUGUUAAAUGUUCUACCAAGAAAACAAUGAUUUCGUUGAAAUCCAGAGGUGUCGAUGCCAUAAUUAAUGAAAAUACCUCAAACACUCUAGUCAAAAGUGGUAUCUUCGAAAUCCGGAAAUGCCGGGUCGGAAAGCCUGGUCAGGUUUUGUUGCUUGACUUUUCAUGAAGUUUGGGUUUCAUGUUGAAUAGUCCCAUCAGAAGCCUUGCAGGUGCGUAUAUAUCUGGCACUGUUUUCGCUCAGAGACCGAGGUGCUGUGAACCUCCGAAAGGUUGAUAGCAAAUCAGUCCUUGAUAUAUGUUUAUGGCAAUCACGAUUAGUUAUGUUUUCGUACUUGUUAAACACAAGCCUGUGUUAAUAUAUGACUAUAUUUUGUUGAGUUUGAGUUUGCUGUUAUUUGCAACAGUUUGUGGCAGUAUGAGUUUACUUUUCUGUUGCGUUCAUCUUAAAACUCAGCGUGUCAUAUUACAUUAAAUACCAGACAUUUUUAGUCGCCUAAGUAUUUACGGCAAAUUGAUUUUUGUGCUUCUCUUUUACACAUUAUUGCCUGUAGUAGAAAUCCACAUCAGAAAUCCUCCUUUGAACCCAGACUCAAAUACCUCUGUCACGCGAUGAAUGCUCGCAUGAACUGUUUUGUUGUUGUAUAGUUACCCAAUAUCUAUCCAGGGAACACCAGAUAGGAAUGAUUUUAUGCAUAUAUUAUUAAAAUAACAAUUUCAUAAGGAACCAACCCAUAAUACUCUGUUCGGCAUUGAGUUUCCAUGGAGACAAACACUUGUAGGGCUUGAUAACCCACGUCUCCAUAUUAUCAUAUUGACGCACUUGAUCAAGCACUGUGAUUGGCCAACUCCUAGUCACGUGACUCCCCAAAAGUGUAACAAUGAUGGCAUGAAAUGUUUUACACUUUUUUUUCACUGUUUCGUGCAAUUUACUUUUCAUUUAAAACUUAUUUAUCUUGUUUUUUUCUCUAAAACUUCAACAUCAGGCCAUAAUAUGCAGUUGUUUGUGUGGAUUUUUAAAUCGCGCACUCAUGUACAGUAUUAUUGAAAUUUCCUUUCGUUCUAUCAUUACCGAUCUAUGUAGCAUUGCAUAAUCCCUGGCUGCCUGGUUGGUUACCUCCCCUUCCGCGAGGCCCCCUGGGUUACAAUAUGGCUGCUUCAGGGGUUUUAACACCCGCGAGCUACUGCAGCAGUAUUAGUAGCCGUAGCCGUGUCACGUGACUAGAGGUUGAAUCUAUAUCAUUUAAAAGUGAUAAAAUAACAUGUUCUUAUUAUCUUUGAAAGGAGAGUUUAAUAUUUUGAUUGUUUUAUCACGUGUCUGGUAUGGGUAGAAUACUGGGUGUAGACUGACACCGAGAAUACCAAUUCCACUGUGAGGAUUUUUUUUUCAGAGCCUGGGCUGUACAUGUGUUGGUAAAUAUUGAGAGAAAAAUAAAGUGAUUAUUUAAAUAUUUA
Messenger RNA from Liolophura sinensis, 6015 nucleotides. Its product is annotated as poly(rC)-binding protein 3-like. The record is from RefSeq and is a predicted model, not a curated record. Gene Ontology annotation, molecular function: RNA binding. Lineage: Eukaryota; Metazoa; Mollusca; Polyplacophora; Chitonida; Chitonidae. The transcript is spliced from 13 exons. The coding region runs from base 97 to 1491 and encodes 464 amino acids.